AUGCCAGUCCUUCCGUCUUGUCCAUUUGUUUUGGGAAGUUGGAGAAUCAAAGUCGCGAUCAUGUCCGAGACAAGACGUUUCCGUCACAAAUCUCCUCUCUCCAACGCCGUCAAACCCUCCGACUCCGAUUCCAUCUCCACCGCUUCACUCUCCCCACAACUUCAUGUAUACGUCAGGAGAAACAAGAGAGCCAAAGGAAUCACCACCACGGCAAAGCUUCAAGACAAUCAGAAAUUAGGUCUGCCUGAAAUUGAAGAUUUUGCAUACAGAGGAGCAAAUGAAUUGCCUCAUCACAGUCAAUUCUCAAUCGUAUAUGAUAUAGGUGGAUUACCUGCUCGCUGGGAAGAAACGCUUGAAGGUAUUCGCAAAAUGAGAUGUUCUGCAGAUGCACCAGUAGACACUAUGGGAUGCGAGAAAGCUGGUUCUACACUACCCCCUAAGGAAAGAAGAUUUGCUGUCCUGGUAUCUUCCCUUUUAUCAAGUCAAACCAAGGAUCAUAUUAAUCACGGAGCAAUCCAACGUCUUCUUCAAAAUGAUCUGCUUACUCCUGAUGCAAUCAACAAUGCUGACGAAGAAACAAUUAAAAAAUUGAUUUACCCGGUUGGAUUUUAUACAAGAAAAGCCACUAAUUUGAAAAAAAUCGCAAAUAUUUGUCUCAUGAAGUAUGGUGGAGAUAUACCUAGCACAAUUGAGCAACUACUCGUACUUCCAGGCAUAGGUCCUAAGAUGGCUCAUUUGGUUAUGAAUGUUGCAUGGAACAAUGUCCAAGGGAUAUGUGUAGAUACUCAUGUCCAUCGCAUUUGCAAUAGGCUGGGCUGGGUGUCAAGAUUGGGCACGAAACAGAAAACUUUGACACCUGAAGAGACUAGAGUGUCACUGCAACUGUGGCUUCCAAGGGAAGAAUGGGAUCCAAUAAAUCCUCUAUUGGUAGGAUUUGGACAAACAAUUUGUACACCUCUAAGACCUCGUUGUGGAGAAUGUAGUAUCAGUCACUUGUGUCCAUCAGCAUUCAAGGAGGCCUCAGGUUCAAGCCCGAUAUCGAAGUCCACAAAGUCCCGAAGGAACAAGAAGCUUUAA
Molecule: messenger RNA, 1077 nt
Organism: Vicia faba (fava bean)
Lineage: Eukaryota; Viridiplantae; Streptophyta; Magnoliopsida; Fabales; Fabaceae
Source: the annotation of a GenBank genome assembly